This is a messenger RNA of Amoebophrya sp. A120, 1787 nucleotides long. Lineage: Eukaryota; Dinophyceae; Syndiniales; Amoebophryaceae. The record is from the annotation of a GenBank genome assembly.
GCAAAGGAAUACCCGCAACUUUAGCAACAACACAAUUGUCGAGCAAAAAAUUAGGUCGUCCCCUUCUAACCUAGAAGACCAUCGAGGAAAGCGAGAACAGCUACAAUUGCAAAACUCACGUUGUGGCUUUAUUAUUCUUGUAGCCGACUGCAAACUUUAACUUACUUUUACUUCGUACUAAUAUACUCGAUUUCGAAUUGUCAAACACAACUACGAGCUCCAUAAUGAUUGUUCAUAAACCUCUGAAGAUGCUCUCGUCCUACUUGCGGGUCGUUGCGUUUUUGUUAUUGAUCUCCAUGCCCGCCACGCUUGCACUAGAUUUGCAGCGGUGCUUCGACCUUGCGACGGCGGUGCAGUAUCAUUGCCAUAAAAAUCCGCAGGACAAUAUGGAUGCCGUUCUGGUCGAGUACGUGGAAACCAAGACGGCGCCUGCAGGGGCGCCGGUGUACAAGCGGGAAGAAUGGGUGGAGAAACAUACGUCUAAAAAUGGCACUGUCCGCGAUCGCAUCAAGACGAUUGCCAAGAUUGGAAAACUGUUGGAGGCCAUCGCGACUGACGCGACGCAUGGACUUGAGGAAUACAGCGCGGCACUUCAACAGUCCGGCACAGCUGCUGCUAACCCUAGGCUUUGGGUGGAAGCCAAGAAACCUGUGCGCAGGCUGCAGGUUUCGCGGGACUGUUUGAACGCUCGGUCGGCACUGGUGGCGCGGGAGGAGUGCAAGGGGGUGCUCGAUGUGGUCCUUCCAAUGAGUGCGGGGGAAAAAAUCAGGCACGACAUCGGAGACGAUCGGUUAUUGAAGAUGAGACGCAUUAUCGUCCCAGCUUUACAAGAGUUCGAAAGAUUAAAGGCUGGGUUCCGGAGUCGACCGAACGGAGCUGUUGAGGCGUCGCAAGAAGUUUUGGAAAAGCAAAGGCACCUUUUUGGUUCUCCGGUCGGCCGUGGCAGUGAGUCGGAUUCAGACAGGGAACGGGAACUGCAGGAAGCGCAAAAGUUGCGCGACUUCCGGCAGGGUGAGCGCAAGAAGUUCCUCGAGGAGCAGCGGCGCGCGGAAGCGAAAAGGAACCGAGAGGAGGCCGCGCGCCGGAAGCAGCUGGAAGAAAACGCGCUGCGCACCGCUUUCGAUGAGGCCAAAAGGGCAGGCGAACUACGCGCCCCCACGGCAGACGGGAACACGAGCCAGGCGGUGGACACACUAAAAGGCUCUGAAGUGCCAAAAGAGGUCCUGCAGCGAAAAUGUUCACCCCUGACCGACGAGGAAAAGCAGAAACUGCAAGUGGCCAACCAACUCCCCAUAUCAAAGUGAAAAAUCCCCCCUCCCCAUAUCAAAAUGGAAAUUGGUGAUGCUGAUUUGUGGCCGAAAACCUAUCACCUUUGUGUUGCAUAUAGAGUAAUAUGAGCCUUGUGGCGCAUCCUGCAGCCAGUCCGUCGCGCGCUUUCGACUACUUUAGUCCUGUUUGCCAUGCCCAACUGCUACCCUUCUGCAUUCCCGAACAGGCUAUAGAAAAUACCGCCAAGCACUUUCUGCAAGACAAGUCUGUGAUUUGUGGCCGCGAAUCAGCAUUAUAUAUAAGUUUUCACUUUCACAUUGGGGAGGAGGGAUUUUUCCUCACAAUACCCCAACGUGUUUAAGCCAUCUGGGAUGGGUCGGGAGGCCGAGGACCAACGUCAUGGCCGUGGAUACUGGGCCUUUUUCCGGGAUGCGUGGCUUUCUGCUGAACUAGUCGAAAUCGAGAACGAUGAAGGAACACGCAAGAUUUCACAUGGGCAGGCGGUUGCCGACUAUAUC